Punica granatum (pomegranate) is the source of this 2980-nucleotide messenger RNA. NCBI's taxonomy places the organism in Eukaryota, Viridiplantae, Streptophyta, Magnoliopsida, Myrtales, Lythraceae. The record is from RefSeq and is a predicted model, not a curated record.
GCGAUGGAGCCGUCGAGGGGAAUCAUUAUCAUCAUUAAAAAGUAAAGUGGGAAGUGGAAAUAAAAGUCAGCGGUGGACAUGUUUGAACUUUGACCGAUUCCACCUUCUGCUCUGCUCUGCCGUCUGGUCCAAGGCGGUGGUUUGACUCUGACAAUUGAGCUGAGCUGAGCUGAGCAGAAACGCAGACGAAGACGGCUGCCCUCCUUCCCCUUCUCACCCAACUCAUACUCCUCCUCCUUUGCAUUGCUUCCGACAUAGAAAGAUGACAUUUUUAAUGAUGGGAAUGGGAUUCCAUUAUUUUUAUCGUACUCCCAACAUCCCCUUGCCUUUCCCCUGUCAUUAUAGUUGAAUAUUAUUAGAUUUCUUGGCGGGUGAGGACAAUUGGGUGGACUUUCACCUCUCCUUCUCCUCCUCCUUCAUCGGUCUUCUCCUCCUCGUCCUCCUCGAGCUUCUGGUUUGGAAUUUGGGAAGCUUCUCAAUCCUUAAUUGGGGGCAUCACCCUCAUCUCGCGAAUUGCAGAUCCAGCUCUCCUCCUUCGGUUUCCGGUUGCUGCUGGGAUUGUAAGAAGAUAUAGCUGUUAAGAACUUCAAUAGGAUUGCUCGGCAGAUUCUGUGUUGGGAGUUUCCAUUGAUCAGGGCUGCUCGAGUUGAUCCCGUGACCCUGUCUUGUAUGGGAAGAUUGGUGGAAAGCUGAAUUUUAGUUGGGUUUUUGGACAAAAUGGGAGGGCUUUGUUCGAGGGCUGCAAUUAAGCAAAACCCAUACGCAGAUACAAAUGGGAGCUUAAACCCUUACAAGUCCGCCCCGGUUUAUCGCUCUAGCGUGCAGAGCAACACUAUAAUUCCUCCACAGGCACGGGAAGUUAUGGAGAAACAGUCCCGGGAGCCCAAACAAUCUCAGGAGCCAGCUCAGGCUGUUCGUCAAUCAAGCACGGCUCAGUAUUCAAGUAAUGACGAUGAUUUUUACGACGGGAUUCCUCGGUAUACGAUGCAGAAAUCUAGAUCAGUUAGGUCCACCCAGGCGGCAGUUGCAAAGGUUUCAGAGGUUAGCUCACGGUUAGGCAGAGGAGCUAUUGAAGUCUUUGAUGCUCUUGGGAGUAGUGUGACAAAUUUAAAUGCUAACAGUGGUUUCGCUUCUGGAGUGGCAACUAAAGGAAGUGAACUCGAGAUAUUAGCUUUUGAGGUGGCAAACACUGUAGUUAAGGGAUCCAGUCUCAUGCAAUCCCUUUCAAAGAGGAGUAUAAGACACUUGAAAGAAGUAGUGCUUCCUUCGGAAGGUGUUCAGCAGUUGAUAUCAAAAGAUAUGGAUGAACUGCUAAGGAUUGUUGAAGCUGACAAGAGGGAAGAGCUGAAGAUUUUCGCCAGUGAAGUAGUUCGUUUUGGGAAUCGCUGUAAAGAUCCUCAGUGGCACAACUUAGACCGCUAUUUUGAGAAAAUAAAAAGAGAAUUAACUCCGCAGAAGCAAUUGAAAGAAGAGGCUGAGACCGUGAUGCAGCAGUUGAUGACGAUGGUUCAGUAUACAGCAGACUUAUAUCAUGAAUUGCACACAUUGGACAGAUUUGAGCAAGAUUAUCAUCGAAAGCGUUUAGAGGAUGAGAUUUCGAGUUCUGCACAGAAAGGUGAUGGCCUGUCCAUUUUGAGAUCAGAACUUAAAAGCCAAAGAAAGCAAGUAAAGAGUUUGAAAAAGAAGUCGCUUUGGUCCAGAAGUUUGGAAGAGGUGAUGGAGAAGCUUGUAGAUAUUGUUCAUUACUUGCUUCUGGAAAUUCAUAGCACUUUCGGUGCUGCUGAUGCUGAUGUACCAGCAAAGCCAUCUGGACCGAGUAACCAGAGACUGGGACCUGCCGGCCUUUCCUUGCAUUAUGCAAAUAUAAUAAUCCAAAUUGAUACUCUUGUAGCUCGUUCCAGUAACAUACCAGUGAAUAUGAGGGAUACUCUGUACCAAAGCUUACCUCCUAGUAUAAAGUCUGCUUUGCGCCCGAAGAUACAUUCUUUCGUUGCCAAGGAAGAGCUUUCUGUUGUGGAAAUCAAGGCUGAGAUGGAGAAAACCUUGCAAUGGCUUGUGCCGAUUGCCAGUAACACGGCCAAAGCGCAUCAUGGUUUUGGAUGGGUCGGGGAAUGGGCAAAUACUGGUUCUGAGGGAAACAGAAAACCCACAGGACCAAUUGAUGUGAUUCGCAUUGAAACCCUUCACCAUGCUGAUAAGGCGAAGACUGAAAGCUAUAUUCUCGAGCAGCUUCUAUGGCUCCACCAUUUGGUAAGCCAAUCAGCUAAGAACGCUCCAAAUAAUGGAGGUCCUACAAAGUCCCCCAUGAAAUCCCCGAACUGCUCAACCCCUCAACAGGAGUCGGGAGAUAAGCCCAGCAAUGGAACCAAUGGUGAAAGUUCCCCCUCAAAAGCAUUGUUAACCCCAGAAGACAAGGAAAUGCUACUGGAAAUAGUUGAUAGGAAGAUCAGAUGCCGGGGUGUCAGCAAGAGCCAGGACUUUGACUCCAUGAAACUGAAGUUGAGAAAGCACGAUAGAUUGAGCAAGAGUUCCAGUUACUCUCCCGCGGGGGAGAGUAAGGCGAGUGAGGAACCACUCCCAUUUAAGAGGCUUUCCUCAGGGAUUCCAGCAAUCGAUUUCGGCAUCAAUAAAGAGAAGGCAUUGGAUGUGAUCGACAGAGUUGAGGUUGUCAGAUAAAAUAUACAUCCGGAUUGGGGUAGGCAAACAUAAGGUACGGAGAUGAGGGUCUUCUACAUGCAAAUGCACUUGAUUUAUUUGUGUCGGUGUACAUAGAUAGCAUUUUGAGAGAGAGUGAUUCCGUCUGCAUAAUGCACAGUGAUAGGGUAAAAGUAUUUAUUCAAUGCUACUCAUUUCACGUGGUAAUAUCUGGAGUACUCGAGAUUUGCUGCAUAUUUGUUGUGAUAUAUACAUGUAAGGGAAUGCAAGAUAAAUAUUGUUUUCUUGGAGUUUAAGAAAGUUUGCAUAUUUUAUAGACCGAUUA